GAGCUCCAGGGAUCCGUUCGCGAGAGGAUCAAAGAACGCGCGAUUGCCCGCGCGAACCGGAGGCACCCCGAGGAUAUAGAUAAGGCACUGGGACUGUCGAAAUUAUCUGAAUUAACGAAAUAAAGAGAAAGAAAGAGAGAGAAGAAAGAGGGAGAGAGAGAGAAAGAGAGAAGAGACAGGGAGAGAGGACGAGAGAUAGUCCGUCAGACAUGAACGUUACUCCGAUGGUGGAGAUACCCGGCAAUGACAACUACAGCAUCAGCAACGGUCUCGACUGUGGCGGUGAGCCCCAUCAAUACGCGAUAUGGGAGCGUGUGACGAUAGUGGUGAUCGCCGUCAUCCUCAGUCUCACCACGGUCGUCGGCAACAUUAUGGUCAUGAUAUCAUUCAAGAUUGAUAAGAAUUUGCAGACGAUCUCCAAUUAUUUCCUCUUCAGCCUGGCGGUGGCCGACUUCGCGAUCGGCCUAAUCUCCAUGCCCCUCUUUACGAUAUACACGGUACUCGGUUAUUGGCCGCUCGGUCCCCUCGUGUGCGACACGUGGCUCGCCCUCGACUAUCUCGCGAGUAAUGCGUCGGUCCUUAAUCUGCUCAUCAUCAGCUUCGACAGAUAUUUCUCCGUCACGCGUCCGCUUACUUAUCGGGCCAAGAGGACCACCUUCAAAGCCUCCGUCAUGAUCGGAUCCGCUUGGGGUAUAUCGCUGCUUCUUUGGCCACCUUGGAUCUACGCAUGGCCGUAUAUCGAGGGUCAAAGGACUGUGCCGAAAGCCUCGUGCUACAUCCAAUUCAUCGAGACGAAUCAUUACAUCACCUUCGGCACGGCCAUCGCCGCGUUUUAUGUUCCUGUCAUGAUAAUGACGUUCCUUUACUGGCGGAUCUGGCUGGAGACGAAGAAACGUCAGAAGGACCUGCCGAAUUUGCAGGCCGGCAAACAAGACGCGAGCAAGCGCAGCAACUCGAGGUGUGACGAGGUUUUAGAUAUGGAGGAGAGCAGAAGACAGCGAAGUGAGUCGAGCACCGCCGACGACGUCUCGCACGCCACGCACAUCGCGGUUUCCUACAUUGAUAAGCACUAUCCGCAAUACAAGAGC
Molecule: messenger RNA, 1088 nt
Organism: Acromyrmex echinatior (Panamanian leafcutter ant)
Lineage: Eukaryota; Metazoa; Arthropoda; Insecta; Hymenoptera; Formicidae
Gene: mAChR-A
Product: muscarinic Acetylcholine Receptor, A-type
Biological process (GO): G protein-coupled receptor signaling pathway, coupled to cyclic nucleotide second messenger; adenylate cyclase-inhibiting G protein-coupled acetylcholine receptor signaling pathway; chemical synaptic transmission
Cellular component (GO): plasma membrane; dendrite; synapse
Molecular function (GO): G protein-coupled serotonin receptor activity; G protein-coupled acetylcholine receptor activity
Source: RefSeq, a predicted model, not a curated record